CUCGAAUGUCGGACGUUAAAAGCGCCCUCUAUUGCGAUAAAAUGAAUGUCCCUGGUACCUGAAGCUCGCAUUUCUGGUUCUAACUUCGUUCGGUGAACAUCCAGAAGCCAAUACAUAUCUAUCAACGAUGGCCGAUCUUUUGCCCAGGGAGGUUGAAAGAGCGGAAUUCUGCUUCUCAAUCUAUGAUGCUGAUGGUACCAAUGUAAUUGACGCAUUCGAUCUUGGAAAUGUUCUUCGGGCACUCAAUCUCAACCCAACAAAUGCAACAAUUGAAAAAAUGGGAGGAACCAAAAAGAGGGGUGAAAAAAAAAUGACGUUAGAAGAAUUCUUGCCGAUUUUCAGUCAACUUAAAAAGGACAAAGAUCAAGGAACCUAUGAAGAUUUCCUUGAGUGUUUGAAACUUUAUGAUAAGCAAGAAAAUGGAAUGAUGCUUGGUGUUGAACUUUCCCACAUGCUUUUAACUCUUGGUGAAAAAUUAGAAGAAGACGAAGUUCAAACCGUGCUAUCAGAAUGUAUGGAUCCAGAAGAUGAAGAUGGUUUCAUCCCAUAUGCACCCUUCUUGAAGAAAAUGAUGGUACUUCUGUAAAUCCAGUCAGCCAGUCUUUAAAAUCAGCCGUUCCUUCGUCGACUGUGCGACCGUGCAGCUGACAAUUCAGAAUAAACAAAAAUUGCUGAUUAGAACGAAGCUAUUCCCAGAUGUACAUCAGUGUCAAGUUAAGAAGACGAAAAAAUGAUUUAUUUUUUAAAUAAAAAAAUUAUUUAUAUCACAAUCACACAUUCACAUUGAAAAACAUUUUUCUUAAUAUCAUCAAUCAUUUAUAAUUUAUUCCAAUCAGUUGUCUCGUCUUCUUUUUUUCCCUUAAUCAUUUGAAACAAAUUUUUUCUCUAACAACACGUGAAAAAAAUCCAAUAUGUUCAAU
This is a messenger RNA of Chelonus insularis, 920 nucleotides long. It is a transcript of the gene Mlc1, whose product is annotated as Myosin light chain alkali. Gene Ontology annotation, molecular function: calcium ion binding. Gene Ontology annotation, cellular component: myosin II complex. Bases 128 to 586 code for a protein of 152 amino acids. The record is from RefSeq and is a predicted model, not a curated record. The transcript is spliced from 6 exons. NCBI's taxonomy places the organism in Eukaryota, Metazoa, Arthropoda, Insecta, Hymenoptera, Braconidae.